AUGGCAGAGCUUCUGGGCAUCGUCGCUGGCGGAGCUGGACUCGCUUCUCUGGCACUCCAGCUGGUCGAUGGCGGCCAGAAACUGCGACAACGCUACAAGAACGUCAAAAGCCUCGGAGUCAACAUCUCGUGGCUGAGUGAGGAUAUAGAGCUCAUCGGCAAGCAACUCAUCCAACUCGAGACCAGCGCAGAUGAUAUUAUGCAAGAGCAGCUUGGUCCAAUCAUGAUGGAAAGAUGUCGAGAUCGGUCUGCCAGACAACACUUAUUCUUGCGGAAUAGUCGGAAUUCGUUGGUCACAGUGGACAGUGCAUCCUCCAUGACCUCAAUCAUUAGUCUGCCAACAGAAAUUGCUCCUCACGAUAAUAGUCCAGGCACUACUACGACUUAUCAACAUGGAAUCAUUCAGUGUUCGUCAUGUAGCUGUCGUUGCUCAUGCCAUAAGAAGCGCACAAUAAGUGGCACCUUCUGGCGUCUGCAAUACUCCCCACUGGCUGAGAUAUUCCAAGCCUGCGAUAAUCCGGCCUGUUCUGUGAGGCGUUACCGUUUUGAUCUUCGGCUGGCGUUGUAUCGCUACGGGAUCCCAUUGAAAGCAACUCUUGGAUUUGAUCUGACUACUGAGCCAGGGCGAUACUCUCUUCAGCCUUGCCUACAGAUUGAAACUGUCGUCGAUUUCAAUGCCCUGGGAUUCGUGAUUAUGGAACAGCUCGCCUUGGAGGAAAUAGGCUGGGCAACAGCAGAGAACAUGUUUAAAGAUCUUUACAAGUCUUGUCCUGGGUUUGUCAACCAGAUUGAUCCUUUAGGUCGUGGCUAUCUUGAGGAUGCCGCUCGUGAUUUUAGUUUAUAUACUCAUUGCAAUGAUGAAAGCUCCAAAACUAUCACGAACCUGAUCCAGCUUUUCGUUUCAUCGUUCCGUACCAAAGAAACAUCUCACAGCGCCGGGUUGGUCUCCCCCCCUCACUGCUAUCCCGGUACGCGGCCGUUGACAUGUAGCAGUCUCUUACGGCAACUACUGUAUUUGAUGGAACUGGGGCAUGUGGGUUCUGUUGGCUCUCUCGCUGCUCUUGGAUGCGAUUUCAAGAACGUGGUGCCCACUUUGUCCUCUUGGCCAGCGCCCUUCCAUUACCAAGAUGACCCUUUCCAUUUUCAGCGUUUGAAAACACUUAUCGGAAUGAGUACGGAUUUUGGAGAUAGUCCUCCGCUUCACGCCUCAAUAUUGUUUGACUCUAAUGAAAGUUUUAUGCUUUGUCUUGAUAGAAAUACACAACCAUUCGAUACAACUGUUAACCUCUUGGGUCAAUCGGCACUUCACAUGGCCGUACAACAGCCUUCGCGCGUGGCUCAACUCCUAGCUGCUGGGCAUCACGUUGAUCAGAGCGAUAAGUACGGCGGGACCCCUUUAUUGUAUGCAGCAGCGAUGGAUAUUCCAGACACAGUUAUGAUGCUUGUCGAGAAUGGUGCCAACUUACUUAGCUCUCUAAGUAAUUGCGAUCCUAUUAUCUGUAUAGUUGCUAGACAGCAGAAUUGGACUUUGGUAUGGCGCAUCAUCGAUUUUGCAGCAGCAUCCCAUCCCUAUCUUGUCCCUCAACUAAUCAAAGACCUGUUGGUAUGGACUCCCGAAGAAGUAUACCACGCCGCACAUCAUUCUAAGGGCCAAGAUGGUUGUGAAGACUUCUGGUCCCGAGUCAUCUCCAAACUUGGUAGCCCUAACUUCUCCUUCCAGGAUGGCAAGACCUUGAUGCAUAUGACCCGUGGUGUCAGAUCGGCGAGAGCGUUGAUAAAAUCGGGCUUCAACAAAUUCAAGCAGAGGAAAGGAGAUUUACUUGAGCACAUCGCUUCGUUGCAUGAUCCGCCGUUGUUCCGGUUUGCUGUCGCGAAUGGUGGCGACGCACAUUUGCACAGUAGCUGGGGUUGGCAUAUCCUUGACAUGCUGCUCCGAGAUCUUGCAAGAAGUGACUGGGACAACCUCCCAAAGGUCUUGGAGAUUUUACAGGGCCUCCUCGAUAAUGGAGUCCAAGUCUCAUCCCGAGAUGAGUGGGUUUGCAAUUGUUUGACUGGUGGCCACUCUGACUUGGUCUCUGAUGUCGACAACAACCGCUUCUGGGAUAUUUCUGAGCAAAUUAGUAUUGAUGAACUCAAACAAAAGAUGGAAGAUCUGGCUACGAAGACGUACUCGGAGUUGAAGAUCGAGGUCAUGGUCCGUCUUCGGGGUAGGUGGAGGAAAGCAUGUGCGGCACAACGGCCUCCCAAGUUGGCACGUAGCCGGAUACAAGUAUUCCUAAGGGGUAUGGCGAAUGACUUGAAAGAAUUGUUGAAGACCUCGAAACAUCCCAAGAUUCCAGAACCAUUCUCAAGCUCUUGGGAUCGCAUAGUUCAGAAGAAAAUGGAAUCUAAUCGUUGGAGGUUGGAUUAUGAUCUCGAACUAGCGGUGGUCGAGUUUGGGUUCGAGAGCUGGGUUCCACUACUGACCCAGCUUACAGACGUCCUGCUUGCCGAAGAGGAGUCAGGAGCAUUGGAAUCUUGA
Molecule: messenger RNA, 2520 nt
Organism: Fusarium oxysporum Fo47
Lineage: Eukaryota; Fungi; Ascomycota; Sordariomycetes; Hypocreales; Nectriaceae
Product: ankyrin repeat domain-containing protein
Exons: 7
Coding region: 1-2520 (839 amino acids)
Biological process (GO): protein localization to ciliary inversin compartment
Cellular component (GO): ciliary inversin compartment
Molecular function (GO): protein binding
Source: RefSeq, a predicted model, not a curated record